Ctenocephalides felis (cat flea) is the source of this 507-nucleotide messenger RNA. RefSeq names its product mitochondrial import inner membrane translocase subunit Tim17-B-like. Gene Ontology annotation, molecular function: transmembrane protein transporter activity. NCBI's taxonomy places the organism in Eukaryota, Metazoa, Arthropoda, Insecta, Siphonaptera, Pulicidae. Gene Ontology annotation, biological process: protein import into mitochondrial matrix. Gene Ontology annotation, cellular component: mitochondrial inner membrane; TIM23 mitochondrial import inner membrane translocase complex. The record is from RefSeq and is a predicted model, not a curated record.
GGUGUAGUUCUAAUAUAAUAAUGGAAGAAUAUAAUCGUGAACCGUGCCCAUGGAGAAUCGUAGACGAUUGCGGAGGGGCCUUUGCAAUGGGUUGCAUAGGCGGCGGAGUCUUUCAGUUCAUAAAAGGUUUCCGAAAUGCACCGUCAGGUAUCAACAGAAGACUCCUGGGAAGUUUAUCUGCCAUCAAGACUAGGUCUCCAAUUAUAGCUGGUAACUUCGCCGUUUGGGGUGGUAUGUUUAGUACGAUAGACUGCACAUUAGUGAAAAUACGUAAAAAAGAAGACCCGUGGAAUUCUAUUAUCAGUGGUGCUGCUACUGGGGGCAUCCUGGCCGCUAGAAAUGGUGUCGCAGCCAUGGCAGGCAGUGCAGUUAUUGGUGGCGUUUUGCUUGCUCUGAUCGAAGGAGUUGGUAUAUUGUUGACAAGAUUCUCGGCAGAACAGUUUAAACAGUCAAAUCCUAUAAUGGAAGAUCCUUCAGUUUUAAUCAAAAUAAUAAUGUACAGUAUCA